GUGUCAGUCGAGUCUCAUCAUUCUGUAGGCGUAAAUAUUUAGAUUUCUCGUUUAUUGAGCCAUAAAUCUCACUUCUAUUUUGUUAACAAAACAAGUCUUCCACCCGAAAUGGCGGGGACGUACUAUUUUGUAAUUGUAGGUCAUUCGGACAAUCCUAUUUUUGAGAAAGAUUUCAUCCCUGUUCCAAAGGAGGUUAAGAAAGAGGACAACAGGCACUUGAACCAGUUUAUUGCUCACGCAGCGCUAGAUCUCGUAGAUGAGCAUAUGUGGAAGGUCACUAACACUUACCUGAAGUCUGUGGACAAGUUCAACCAGUGGUUUGUGUCUGCUUUUGUCACCGCUAGUCAGAUGCGCUUCAUAAUGGUCCAUGAUGCGCGAAAUGAAGAUGGUAUCAAGAAUUUCUUCACAGAUGUGUAUGAAGCGUACAUCAAGCUGAUGCUGAAUCCAUUCUAUAAAGAGGACACGCCCAUCACACUCCCUGCAUUUGACAAGAAGGUCCAGUUCUUAGGGAAGAAGUAUCUAACAUAGUCCAUAAGUGUUGAUAUUAUUAGUUAAUUUAUUGUUGAAAGGCUAUGCUGCAAGGCAAAUGCUAAGCAAUAUUUAUAUGAAGGUUUUCAGUUCACACUAGAUAUCUCGGAGCUUGAUUUUUUUAUGCAAUCGACCAAUAUUCCAUAGCUAACACCAGAAACAUCUUUGUAAGGCUAACUCUCUACUGAGCAAGGUGUAAAUGGUUCUGCUGUUGAAAUGAUAAUCAUUGUUUACCUUCAUAAAUAAAUCAAGGAAAUAGUAAUUGGGUCAAGCCCAAUAUGAGGGUUUGUAUCUAUUUCUCUCCAGAGGAACUAUCACUACUUUCAAUAUAAACUGAACAUAAACCACUUAUCAUGUUCAUUAUGUAAAAUGCUUGUGCAAAAUGUAAAUA
Cydia splendana is the source of this 919-nucleotide messenger RNA. RefSeq names its product trafficking protein particle complex subunit 2 (gene Trs20). NCBI's taxonomy places the organism in Eukaryota, Metazoa, Arthropoda, Insecta, Lepidoptera, Tortricidae. The record is from RefSeq and is a predicted model, not a curated record. Gene Ontology annotation, biological process: endoplasmic reticulum to Golgi vesicle-mediated transport. Bases 109 to 528 code for a protein of 139 amino acids. The transcript is spliced from 3 exons. Gene Ontology annotation, cellular component: nucleus; TRAPP complex; cytoplasm.